This is a messenger RNA of Haliotis rubra (blacklip abalone), 2814 nucleotides long. RefSeq lists its product as uncharacterized. Lineage: Eukaryota; Metazoa; Mollusca; Gastropoda; Lepetellida; Haliotidae. The transcript is spliced from 3 exons. The coding region runs from base 16 to 1902 and encodes 628 amino acids. Gene Ontology annotation, biological process: regulation of apoptotic process. The record is from RefSeq and is a predicted model, not a curated record.
UGUGGAGCCGUAGUCAUGGACGUCCUAAAGGAAAAGUUCGAGGCCUACCGCGACACGGUCCUCGCGGACCUUGACGUCAACGAGACGUUACUGAAGUACAUGCUUCAGGCUAGCCUAAUCGACGCUGCUGAAAGCGCUAAGUAUAAGGCGAUGCCAAUGUCGAUGGAGCGCAACCAGGAACUGAUGACCGCCAUGACGGAGAGAAGGACAGACCGCGCAUACCCACUGUUGUUGACCUGUCUGAGGAAGAGUGACCAGGGCCGUAUAGCUGACCUUCUUACUGAUGUCACCCAAACCGAGGCUCCGGAGGGUGAUGAUGUCAUGGAUGUGAGUCAAGAAGACAACCAGGAUCCGCUGGAAACUGAAGACACGUGCACGGGUCAGGAACCCGAGGAAGCUAACCCCGACGUCGACGCCGACCCCACACUCGAGCACGAGAGGUCACCGGAACGGAGAUGCCUCGAUUUUGAGGCAUUGCGGACAACCCAUGCCGAACUGGAUUCUGUGUUGAAGGAGCUCAAGGUGUUCCUUAACAAGGAGGAGCGAAGAGUUGGUUUAGAAACACAGACUAUCAAAAACAGGCAAGAACAGGGAAAACAACUUGGACGAAAUGAGUGUAUCGCCGAGAACAAUCAAGAAGAUCAACAGCUCCUCACGAGAGUCGCUGCCACAAUGGCUGACGUGCUGGCGGACAUCGGCCGCUGCCAAGGUGUGAUCCACAAGCUUCACCAUGACUGCCAGGCCGUUGCUGACGUCAACAGUGACAUGAUGACGCAGACCAAGGCGUGUGACGCGUGGAUAAGAACCAUACUCAAGUCUCAUCGACUUCCGGUCUCCCAUACUCCCGUGCCAGACCGGGUGGCAGAUCUGUUCCAGGUGUUGAUGGAUGACGUGUAUGCCUUGACAAAAGGUCGGAACAGGGUGAUGACCAGAGAGAAGGAGACGAGGACUCAGUCAAUGCGAAUGCUACGGAUCUGCCGCGACAGAUUAAAUGACCGAUGUCAGGUCCUUGACCAGCUCUACUCUUCAGACACCUCCAUGGCAACCGCCAGGUACCUCCCCACAUCUACUAGGCUCAGCGUCAACAGCAGUGUUACAUCAACACCUUUGGUGACCACACCCUCCAUCAGCAGACAUGGAGAUCGACCUUAUGUUGUGGACCCCUAUCCUAUCUCUUCAGUUAUGGAAGGUAUCAAUCUUCUAGAGCAUCAGAUCACAGAAUACGUUCAACUUGAAACUGUCCUCACAGACAAGUUACGAUCAGAGCUGAGAAUCAAACAAUUACAAAAGAAAGCCCAGGGAUACACAUCUAAGGGAUUCUUCACAGUCAAACAGCAUAUAGAUGACAUAGAAAAGGGUGUAGAUGUGGAUGACAAUCUAGGCAGACUUAAAGGGGUGCUGGUCAAACUCUCAGAGGAAUACGAUCAGUGUGUGAAUUACAUGAAGAGGAUGACAUUAAACCUGUCCCGGACUUCUGCAGCUAAUUCCGGCGAGGCUAAUAACCACAACAUUGAAUCUAAGUCGUCCUCAAAGUCUAUCAUGCUCAAGAAGAGACCAAAAGAACCUGUAAAAGUACCAACCCUCCAUUUACCCAAACUUGUUCCUGAAAACACCUUCUCCAACCUGGAUUCAGAGCCAGGAACUAUACGAGGAAAACCUCUCCUGAAUAGGCUGAAGAUGUUGGUAGCUGACCACGAGGCAACCAAACACAACCAGAGAACCAUGGCACAAAGGUUCCAGCAAGACUGGGAGAAGAGGACCCGGGACCUCACAGAGAAGAUUCGCAAGAAGGAUGAAGAAUUGCUAAACAUCCAGUACAGGUUGAAGGAAAUGACGGCGGACAGGGACAAGUUCAGGAAAUUGUACGACCAGGCUAAGCUUAGCCAUGGCCGAAAGGGAUAAGAUUUACACUGUAUGUGUUACACUAUUGUCGUUUUCUGGACAAACCGAAUGGAUCAGAUGUGGCAUUGUUCUAUAGCUUUGCUAUGUCCUGGAAAAGAUGAGUCGCGGUAGGGGAUAAGGUUUACCACUUUAUUACAUUGUUGUCGGGAUAAGGGAUAAGGGGUGGCAUAGUGCUAUAGCUUUGUGAUGUCCUGGGUGCAGUUGUACAAAGGGAUCUUAUGGCUAAGGUGAUCGUAACUCGCAUACCUUAACAUAGACUUACGAGUAUCGUAGCGCUAAGGAAGGGGUGAAGUUUACCAAUGUAUAUGGUGCUGUUAUGUUCAAGACAAGCUGACGUCAUCAAGGGUGACAGUGUACGAUGGCUCUGUAAUGUUCUGGAACAGUUCAGCCUUGGCGGAGGAUUAGGAUUUACCCGGUAGUCCAGUUUUGUUCAGGAAGAAAAUUGUCGAUUAUUGUAGCACAUGAUUAAACACCAUAGCCAAAUUGAUAACGGUAUAAUCAACGUUAAUUGUUCUGAAGAACCCAAAUGCGUGGUUCGCGUGUUGAGUCCUUAAAACAUGGUCAAUAUUCCUCUCCUGCAGCCUCCUGCUACACAGUAAGCACUGUUACCACGACCAGAAGCAGCAGCAUCGUCAUUUACUGAAUUCAAAAGAAACGCCAGUGUUACAAAUGUUGCACAUUACAUGAAAUACGACAUAAAUCAAGGCGAAGUAAUGUGUGUUCGAUGCACAGAUAGUCAUUCUCGGCGUCGACGUGUUCUGAUGAUACCGACAUGGCUGCUAAAGGAGGGCACACUCGACACUGAAAUGUCAUUUCACUAUCAAGUAAGAUUACAAAAUGGGACAAUCUAACGACGUCUUAAUCACAAAGCACAAACCACGCCUGGUUAUGAAUAAAGAAUAUUUCUGUGUU